GUCAACAUUAAUAAUUAAAUACUGCUUCGCAACCGGCAUCAAUUAAAUAUUUCAUGUCCUCACAUCUUCAAGCGUUGAGGUUGAUAGAAUAGUACUGCAAAAAACAUGCCGAAUACGGGUCGGCCAAGUCGCGCUUGCUACUCAUGUCGACAACGCCGUAUCAAAUGUGAUCUCGUGCGUCCGGCGUGCGGCCAGUGCUUAAGAAAGAGACACGCAUGCCCGGGAUACCGCAAUGAGCUGGAUGCUCGCUUUCAAGUCCAGACCAUGUAUUCAUUCGAGGAUUACAUGAACAGUGAUCGACGCAAGUCGUAUAGACAGAGUUACCGUGUCCAUGUAUCUAGUAGAUAUGAGACUCAUUUUCUCCACCGACCCACCACGCAUGAACACGUACGGCUAGCAUCAUCAAUGCCAUCCACUCCGGACACAUCACUUUCAGCUCGGUGGUAUUCGAUGACUGGGCCCAAAGACGCUGAUUUCAAGAUCUUACGCCCUCUAGGACGGUGGACAACCGUGAUUCCAGUGCGACUUGGAUGGAAUGAAGCGCUUGACACCGCGGCCAUCUAUGCGCUAGAUGCCUGUACAGCACACUUUCAUCCGAGUGAAAUUAAUGCGCGUAAGGUGUUGGUUUCGGCGAUGAAGGCUGUGCAAAGUCUUCGGCUUGCAUGGCAACAAGCUACACCGACGAAUCCAGGAGAAUUGAUUGAUUUGAUGCUUACUGUUCAGCUGCACUUUUCUGCAGAGGUCUUCAGGCGUCUCCAAUCUAGGGUGUACCUUCUCCAUAUGACGGCUCUAUCGACGCUGCUCAAGUCCUGCGACCAAUCAGUUCUGAACACAGAUAUAGCUCAAAGUAUCUUUAGCUCUAUCAUCUACGAAGAGGUCGUAUACUCCUACUUCUCCGGAACUGAUUCUACAUUUGACAAUCCAUCCUUCCUCCAAGGACUGAAAUCAGGCAUCCUAUUAUGGAAAAGCCCAUUAGCCACCGUGACAGCGUGGAUAUAUGAACAUCUCAUUCAGCUUCCGCGUGCGCUUCGACUCGUGCGCUCGUUAUACGGAUCUCAGGAUCCCAAUAUCUUCGCCGAAACAGUCCAACUCAUCAAAAAGCUAUAUAACGAUGACUGCGACCCGCUCAUACCUCAAAUAAUUGAAAAUCUAGCCACCACCAUUCCAACACGCUCACCCGAGAACGCAGGACUAGUCCCGCUGUCCUAUCAGUUUGAGUCGACAUAUAUUUUCAAAAUAUUUACCCGGUAUUUUACAUUCAGGAUCUUGCUAUAUGGCCUCUUGCAGGGAUUGCAUCAGGUUUAUGCACUUGAUAUUGAUAUGGCUGUCGUCCAGGCAAACGACGUGCAUACAGCAUACUCAAUGGCAAUGUGUGUAGACCACGCGUUGCAUACGUACCCGGCAGAUGGUCUUCUGUGCGUACGACUCAUCCUCCCCCUGCAGUUUUCCUUCAUGUCGUGGCAUCAGCUAGAAAUGAGAUCGGAGGCGAUGGAAUCUGAAUCUGCUGCGGCGGACUAUCAGCGUGCCACGGAUAUGAAGUUGUUGGUUGUGAGGAUAGUGAUGGAGAUAGAUGCCGCGUGGGAAAGAGGCCAAACAUCGUUAUCUAAACGAUAUGAAGUUUGUGAAAGGCUCGCUCAGGCUUUGGGUGGUGGGCCGCAGAACCAGCGUUUGCAAGACUACACGGAUACGAAGCAGAUCAUCGCGUUGGCGGGGGAUCCGGUUGUUGAUGAGCGUUCAUCCACACAGAAGACUUUUGGGGUAGUAGAACAGUGAAAAAUAAGACUGUUAGAAAAUAUUUUUGGGUUAUAUAGCUAGGGACAAUGUUCAUAGAAAUCCUCUCGCCUUUACAGUUUAUAUAUAUGAAAGAAUACUCCCCACGACUUACAAGAAUUAUGACGGCUGAACUCAGUUUUUGGAUUAGAAAUGG
This is a messenger RNA of Talaromyces proteolyticus, 1927 nucleotides long. RefSeq lists its product as uncharacterized. Gene Ontology annotation, biological process: regulation of DNA-templated transcription. The record is from RefSeq and is a predicted model, not a curated record. The transcript has 4 exons. Bases 106 to 1773 code for a protein of 555 amino acids. NCBI's taxonomy places the organism in Eukaryota, Fungi, Ascomycota, Eurotiomycetes, Eurotiales, Trichocomaceae. Gene Ontology annotation, molecular function: zinc ion binding; DNA-binding transcription factor activity, RNA polymerase II-specific.